This is a messenger RNA of Saccostrea cuccullata (small rock oyster), 2220 nucleotides long. Its product is annotated as mucin-2-like. Bases 154 to 1881 code for a protein of 575 amino acids. Lineage: Eukaryota; Metazoa; Mollusca; Bivalvia; Ostreida; Ostreidae. The transcript has 7 exons. The record is from RefSeq and is a predicted model, not a curated record.
GUUAGUCGACGGGAGUCUGGGUUUCCUGUCUCUCGCGCACAGGCUGAAACGAUCUGCAGUGAAGCUUUCAAUAAAUCAUCUGCUUAUCAAACCUGUCUUCAGUCUGUACCAAGUUUUUCUAAUGAUUCAUUAGAAAACUGCAUCCUUGAUUUAAUGAUGACAGGUGAUGAUAAUAUUACGAAAAUUCAUAUAGAGGCUGCAUUGGAGCAUUGCACCACGUUUAUCGUUUUGAACACGACGUUUACUACAAUAGAGCCUGAUGUGGCUUAUAUCUUGACAUCACGUUGUCCUGGGAAUUGCAGUGAAAAUGGACAAUGUAAUGCUGGAAUAUGCACCUGCCACGAGGGAUUUGCCGGAAGUGAUUGUUCCUUUGACUCUAGUGAACCCCCACAGAUAACGGGAACUUCAUAUGACUUUUGUGAUCAGAGGAGUCAUGAAUGUAACGCACUUUAUUUUCAAGGAUCAUAUUUUCUCGAGAAUAUGGGUGCAGUAUGCUAUACAGAGAGGAAUGAGAGAAACAUGGACAACUCAUUACGAUCAUCUGAUUUUUAUAUGGCUAGCCUCGAGGAGCAGACAUUAUUUCUUGGUUCUUGUGAACUUAGAAAUUCCUCCGGAGGCUAUUGGGUCACUGAUUUCACCAUAAACAUUACAAUAGAUGGCAUAAGAUUUACAAGUGAUUACAAAGUGACAAUUUACAGUUCUGUUUGUCAGCAAUAUCACAAUGAUAGUGGUCAUGUUUACUUUACCCUUAAGAAUGGAUAUUGUUUUAUAAACAGCACUAGUUCUUGUGUGGCGGAUGGAGAUUCAAAAGAAUUUGAUUAUUGUUCUGUUUGUAAUACGUCUGUAAACUCAUUUGAUUGGACAGAAAACACAGAAUGUCUGUUUCUAGCGUCUAAUUCAACGCAGAAUUCAACGCCGAUAGCAUCAAUAACAACAUCUGAUAUAUCUAUGACACCAUUAACAACAACAACAUCUGAAGCUCCAGCUGCACCAACAACUACAAGAACAUCACUAUCAACAAUACCUACAUCAUUAGCAAAUCUUUCAACGGACACAAAACAAUUUGAAACGACCAUACCUACUGCAGAUCUAACUACAACAACUUCAACAAAAAUCCUCGAAAAAACAACUGCAUCCCAAACAACAGCGCAGGCAAAAUCUGCAACGAUUACAUCACCUGUAACAAAAUCAACUACACCAACAACAUCAAUAACAUCUCCAAUGACAAUUUCCAUAAUAUCAACAUCAUUGCAACCCCCAACAACAAUACCAACAAUCACUUCACCAACGGCAGGAUCAGAAUCAUUGAUAUCGUCGUCAAAAUCUUCUUCGACAACGAAAAUGCACCAAACAACAAGUACUACUUCCCCCGAAUCUUCAGUAGAACCAAAACCCCAAUCAACGGAAGCAUCAACGGAGAAGAUUCUAACUACACAAUCACAAUGGACACCGGAAUCUUCUGAUAGUCCUUCAUCUUUAUUUCUAUCUACUCCCCAGACAAGUAAUGACUCUGAUCAGAAACAGGCAAUUAUUAUUGCAUCAUGUCUUGUCUGUGGAAUGAUUGUACUUAUUGUUUCUGGGGUGGUUUUAAAGAAGUAUUGCAUAAGGCAAGGAAACAUUGACGACCCUUAUAUUCAGGAAAACAAUAUUCAAUAUCCAGACAGAUCAGACAAUACAAAGAAAAGUUCAAUAUCCAUCGACUUCAUAACAAAGAACACUAAGCUCCCAGAAGACAUUUUGCCGUCCCGUCCGACAUCUGCCUCCUCAUAUUAUUCAACAGGCGUCCAACAGCUCUCAUCUACAACUGAUUUAAGGGAUGUUUUUAAUGGCAAUGGAAUGAAGGAUAGAUCACUUUUAUUUAGAGCAUCAUCUCCCAAAUAAAAAAAAAAAACACCAUUCAAAAAACGUUUCUAUCGCUGAUAUAUAGGUACUUGUGUCAUAUAUAUGCAAACCUUGAUCAAUGCAAAACGAGCAUUUGACCCAUUUUUAAGUUUUGACAUUUUAAUCUGAAUGUAUGAUUAAUUCUUUUUUAUAAAAGAUAGAGAUAACGUAGAAAUACAGGCUCGAAGAAAUAUCGUACUUAUUUCUUUCAAUAGCUGAAAUAUUGGGAUAUUGAUUAUCUAAUUCCAAUCGAAAAAUAUCUAUUGGAAUGUAUAUUGUUGAAGAAAAAAUAUCUUCAUUUAAGCACUGGAAAUCAAUAUUAAACAGAUGCUGCGAUGC